This is a messenger RNA of Conger conger (European conger), 762 nucleotides long. RefSeq names its product caudal type homeobox 1 b (gene cdx1b). Gene Ontology annotation, cellular component: nucleus. The record is from RefSeq and is a predicted model, not a curated record. Gene Ontology annotation, biological process: animal organ morphogenesis; anterior/posterior axis specification; regulation of transcription by RNA polymerase II. The transcript has 3 exons. Lineage: Eukaryota; Metazoa; Chordata; Actinopteri; Anguilliformes; Congridae. The coding region runs from base 1 to 762 and encodes 253 amino acids. Gene Ontology annotation, molecular function: RNA polymerase II transcription regulatory region sequence-specific DNA binding; DNA-binding transcription factor activity, RNA polymerase II-specific.
AUGUACGUGAGUUACCUUUUGGACAAGGACACCAGCAUGUACCCUAAUUCCGUGAGACACCCGAGCCUCAACCUGAACCCCCAAAACUUUGUACCACCGCCACCACAGUACACGGAUUUCACCGGAUAUCAUCACGUUCCGGGGAUUAACGCCAAUGAUCCCCACCACGGUCAAACGGGGGGUUGGAACCCAGCCUACGCACCAACACGGGAGGAUUGGGCACCCUAUGGGCCAGGGACGGGGCCCACAACCUCGAACCCGGGGCAGCUUAGUUUCAGUCCCCCGGAUUUUUCUCCUGUCCAACCCCCUGGACUUCUUCCACCGUCAAUGAAUUCAUCCGUCGGUCAGCUCUCCCCAAAUUCCCAACGACGGAACCCGUACGACUGGAUGAGGCGGGUCCCUCCAACAAAUUCAGGGGGGAAGACGCGGACGAAAGACAAGUACAGAGUGGUGUACACAGACCACCAGCGCCUGGAGCUGGAGAAGGAGUUUCACUACAGUCGCUACAUCACCAUCCGCAGGAAGGCUGAGCUCGCCACUGCCCUCAGCCUCUCCGAGCGACAGGUGAAAAUCUGGUUCCAGAACAGACGUGCUAAGGAGAGGAAGGUCAACAAGAAGAAGAUGCAGCAACCACAGCAGGCCUCCACCACAACGCCCACCCCACCCAGCAUCAACACGCCCAGCAACGUCGCCAUGGUGACCAGCAGCAGCAACGGGCUUGUAUCACCAUCCAUGCCCAUGUCCAUCAAAGAGGAAUACUAA